GGCCCUGGCUUCUUGGCACGAUGGUGAGGCACCAGGGGCGAAGCGAGGCUUGGGCUGCUGGAGCGGGAAUGAGGGGGCGCCAAGUGGCUCCGGAAACUGGGGGAGGUUGUACUGGCCUCUCCGCAAACACAGUGUGUGCGGGCGUGAGGGCUGUGAGUCUGGUAGGGAAAAGUCCACCACUCUCCCGCUCCCGAGACGGGGGCGGGGGUACGGGGCGGGUAAGACAGAGCAGGCCGGCCGGCUUAGAGUCCCGGUGCUUCCCUGGCGGAAGGAAGGGCCCCUGCCUCCCGGGGCAGGAACUAGGGCUUGUGUGGAGCUGGGAGUCCUUUCAGGUCUUCCCCAUCCCCAAGAGGACCUCCCAAGGAUACCCCCUUCCCCAGCCCUGCCGUGGGGCUUGUACAAGAAGGUGCUUAGAAUCAGGCUCACUCUUGCACACUGUUAGGAAGCCCCUCCACUCUUUCCAGAGCCAGAAAGUAGUAGUUUUGGGGUUGAGACUUAUCCAUCCAUCCAUCCAUCCAUCCAGUCCAUCCAUCCGUACGUUCUAAGCGCCUGGUCUAUACCAUGAAGUGUGCUAGGCACUGGGAGGACUUGAGCUGCCAAGGGAAGGGGAAAUCGGAGGCUUGAAUUGGAGUCAUAGUUAAGGCUCCAGGGGCAGAGACCUAACUGCGCCUUGUGUGUAGUGCUAAGGGGGCUUCCUAAGGAUGCCAUCAAACUUAAAGGCGGAUGGAUGGCAGGAGCUGGCUGGCUGAAGUACAGUUUGUGUACCAGGGGUAGGGAGGCAAGGGUGGGAGACGUGUGUCUUCAGACAGAGAACAGCAUGUGCAGAGACUUCAGGUUAGAGAGAGUAUGGCUCCCCAGGAAUGGAUGCAUUUCCCAUAGCUGGGAGAGUAUCAUCUGCAGGUUAGGGAAAGAUGAGGCUGGACAAGUAGAGAACAAAUCUUCCUGGCUCUUGGAUCACCACAAUCAAGAUAAUGAAGAGGUUCCGGUUCUGUGGUGAUCUGGACUGUCCCGACUGGGUCCUGGCAGAGAUCAGCACGCUGGCCAAGAUGUCCUCUGUGAAGUUGCGGCUGCUCUGCAGCCAGGUACUAAAGGAGCUGCUGGGACAGGGAAUUGAUUAUGAGAAGAUCCUGAAGCUCACGGCUGACGCCAAGUUUGAGUCAGGCGAUGUGAAGGCCACAGUGGCAGUGCUGAGUUUCAUCCUCUCCAGUGCGGCCAAGCACAGUGUCGAUGGCGAAUCCUUGUCCAGUGAACUGCAGCAGCUGGGGCUGCCCAAAGAGCACGCGGCCAGCCUGUGCCGCUGUUAUGAGGAGAAGCAAAGCCCCUUGCAGAAGCACUUGCGGGUCUGCAGCCUACGCAUGAAUAGGUUGGCAGGUGUGGGCUGGCGGGUGGACUACACCCUGAGCUCCAGCCUGCUGCAAUCCGUGGAAGAGCCCAUGGUGCACCUGCGGCUGGAGGUGGCAGCUGCCCCAGGGACCCCAGCCCAGCCUGUUGCCAUGUCCCUCUCAGCAGACAAGUUCCAGGUCCUCCUGGCAGAACUGAAGCAGGCCCAGACCCUGAUGAGCUCCCUGGGCUGAGGAGAAGUGUGUUCCAGGCCUGUGUGGAGCCACCCUGCCCAUAUGGAGUCACGCCCUCUGAACUGCUCUUCGGGAGGCGGCCCUGGUUCUAGGAUGCUGAGGCCCUGGCCUGGACUCUGGCCUCCCAGAUCCCCAGCUGCCUCACUUCUCUCUUGAGAACUUGGCUCAGGGCUCCUGAGGACCUUUCCCAGCAUUACCUUCCCUUCCCUUGAAAGGCAAUUGUUGGCUGUUUUCAUAAGCAGGAAAAAUAAACAGAAGUAUAAAGGAA
Gorilla gorilla gorilla (western lowland gorilla) is the source of this 1842-nucleotide messenger RNA. RefSeq names its product COMM domain containing 4 (gene COMMD4). Bases 972 to 1574 code for a protein of 200 amino acids. NCBI's taxonomy places the organism in Eukaryota, Metazoa, Chordata, Mammalia, Primates, Hominidae. The record is from RefSeq and is a predicted model, not a curated record. The transcript is spliced from 8 exons.